Aureococcus anophagefferens is the source of this 1328-nucleotide messenger RNA. RefSeq lists its product as hypothetical. Bases 112 to 1230 code for a protein of 372 amino acids. The transcript has 2 exons. The record is from RefSeq and is a predicted model, not a curated record. NCBI's taxonomy places the organism in Eukaryota, Pelagophyceae, Pelagomonadales, Pelagomonadaceae.
GAAGCUGCCGCGCACAGCAGUCGCGCAAAAAAAUCGUGAUCGCGUGUCGUCGCGUCGCAGAAGAGGGCUGAGUCGCAGCGCGCCAACCCAUUUGACAGCCACUCCAGCACGAUGGGCGAGACACUGUCGAAGCCGAGCGGUCCCACGUACCCGAUUACCUACGCGCCCGGCGCGUCGCGCGAGGGCAAGGUCUGCGUCGCGAUCGGCGGCGGCGGCGGGUUCAUCGGCAGCUGGCUCGCGCUCGACCUCAAGAAGAAGGGCUUCUACGUCAUCGCGGCGGACUGGAAGAAGAACGAGUUCAUGGAGGUGCCCGAGUUCUGCGACGAGUUCCACCUCUGCGACCUGCGGCUCCAGGCGAACUGCCUCAAGGUCGUCGACGGCUGCCGCGACGUCUACAACCUCGCCGCGGACAUGGGCGGCAUGGGCUUCAUCAAGUCCAACGAGUCCGUGCUCAUGUACAACAACACGAUGAUCUCCUUCAACGUGCUCGAGGCGGCGCGCUGCAAGGGCGUGAAGCGCUACUUCUACAGCUCGAGCGCGUGCGUCUACAACGACGACCUGCAGCUCGACCCGGACAACCCGGGCCUGAAGGAGGCCGGCGCGUGGCCCGCGAAGCCCCAGGACACCUACGGCCUCGAGAAGUUGUACGCGGAGGAGAUGGGCAUCGUCUACGGCCGCGACUUUGGCAUCAAGUUCCGCUGCGCGCGGUUCCACAACGUCUACGGCCCGCGCGGCACGUGGAAGGGCGGCCGCGAGAAGGCGCCCGCGGCCUUCUGCCGCAAGGCCGUCUGCGCCACGUCGGAAUUCGAGAUGUGGGGCGACGGCAAGCAGACGCGGUCCUUCAUGUUCAUCGACGACUGCGUCGAGGGCAUCCAGAAGAUCAUGGACUCGGACUGCGAGCAGCCGCUGAACCUGGGCUCCGACGAGAUGAUCGACAUGAACGACUUCGCCAAGCUGGCCCUCUCCUUCGAGUCCAAGGAGCUGCCCAUCAAGCACAUCCCGGGGCCCGAGGGCGUCCGCGGCCGCAACAGCGACAACACGAUGAUCAAGGAGAAGCUCGGCUGGGCGCCGUCGAUCCCCGUCGCCGUGGGCCUCAAGAAGACCUACUUCUGGAUCAAGGACAUGGUCGAGAAGGACAAGGCCGCGGGCAUCGACACGGCCAAGCUCGGCGUCUCCGAGAUCGUCGUCCAGAAGACCGACGAGCUCGACGAGCUCGCGAAGAACGCCUAGGGACCGCCGCGCCUCCGCCGGGCCGCGAACACCGCGCGCGCCGCGGGUCCCCGCGCCGCGCCCCCCGCCCCUCACCUAACGCGCCGCCCUCCGUUCUC